Molecule: messenger RNA, 3362 nt
Organism: Psylliodes chrysocephalus
Lineage: Eukaryota; Metazoa; Arthropoda; Insecta; Coleoptera; Chrysomelidae
Source: the annotation of a GenBank genome assembly
CCAAAAACAUUUCAAGUAGAUUUUUCAUCUUCAUUCGAAUGAAACUUCCCCGACUCCAAAAUUGCUGUCAAUCAUCUAGGUAUAUCGAAAUCGACCAAUAAAUCCACUCCGUCACGACAGUUUCCCGAAUUUUCCACCUAGAACACCUGGCAACGUCGCAUCGGUAGUGGCUCGCCACCAGCAACGACUGACAUCGCGUUAGCCGCUCUAGACAGUCGGCAAUCGACGUCACACCAUGGCAGGUUAGACUUAGAGCGAACACACAACAACAGACAAAACAGCCACCCACUACUAAAAAACGCAUAAAUAUACUUUUACUUCAGAACCAUCUAAUCUAGUGUGUUGCUAACACGUGCAGUGCCGCCAUAUUGUGGUUCCGGGUGACAGUACCGUUAGUUUGCGCGGUUCCUUCUAUUCUAAUCCACUUCUAAUGCGGGAUUUGGAGUAUUGCUGAUCAGUGGUUUAAAGAUAAUUUGUAGCGAUUUUUUGAUCUGGAGUGCUGUGAUUUUUGCGCGUUUUCGGACGCAUUGCGUAAUCAAUGACAGAAAGUGUGGCCGUUGUCAGGAGAGAUGGGAAGUGAGCACUACUGCCUGAGGUGGAACAAUCAUCAAAGCAACCUCCUCGGCGUCUUCAGUCAGUUGUUAAGAGACGAGAGCCUAGUCGACGUCACUUUGGCCUGCUCGGAGGGCCACUCUAUCAGAGCUCACAAGGUAGUGCUGUCCGCUUGCUCUUCGUACUUCCAGACGCUGUUCGUCGACCAUCCCAGUAGGCAUCCCAUCGUUAUCCUUAAGGACGUGCGUUUCUCCGAGCUCAGGACGCUUAUCGAGUUUAUGUACAAGGGGGAAGUCAACGUUGAGUACUGUCAAUUGUCCGCUUUAUUGAAGACGGCGGAAAGUCUUAAGGUUAAAGGUCUCGCAGAAAUGACUCGCGAAUACAAACCGGUACCCGAACAAACAGAACCCAAAGAACUCACGACACGUCGCUCUCUUAGCCACAACCAAUCCCGACCCAUCACACCCAACGAUAUGGAGGAAUCCCAACAUCCGCCUAGCCCCGUUCAAAACCUGCGAAUAUGCAAAUCGCCCUUAGAACGAGACAGAGAACGCGAACGGGACAGAGAUAACAGAGACAGGGAUCGCGAUAGAGAUAGGGACAGAGAUCGUGAUAGAGAUAGAGAUCGCGAUAGAGAUAGAGAAAUAGAGAACGAAGAGAAAUUAUCGCCGUUAGAGGAGAGCGGGUCUCAAUCAGCGUCUAACGAUUUUGGUGCUAGCGAUAUGAGUCUGCAUAAUAGUAAUAAUUUGAUAGCCACUUGUUCCUCUGCCAGUUUACCGAAUCCUUUGUGUAAUAGACUGUCACCUUCUGUUAAUUGCGAGCCUAUUCCCGGUCCUUCGAAUCUGCCUCCUGUCCAACAAGUGCCUCUGAGUCUUAAAAAAGAAGUAGAUUGGGGAGGGGGAGAAGACAAAAAACCGCCGAUCGAAAGUCCUUCAGAUUUUUCUAGAAACCAGCAAGAUUCGAGUUCAAUGGAAACCGACCGUUGCAUCGGUUCCCCCGUCCCAGAUCGUCCCUCCAGCACCCAGAGCAGCAGAUCCUCCACCCCUUUCGCUCUACCGUUCCCCACUUUACCGACGUCGCUCCUGGAAGUCGGGUUGAUGCACAGCGCCCUCCUGGGCGACGAAAUGUUUCGCUGUUCUUCGUGUAUGGCCGCCUUUCCUUCGCUGUGGCUGCUGGAGCAGCACACCGCUUUGCAGCACAUCGGAUCCAUUAGCUCCUUGGAGAAGCCCUUCGUAUGCGAGCAAUGCGGACAAAGUUAUAGAUAUAGAUCGGCCUAUGUCAAACAUCGUGAACAAAAUCAUAGAGCUAGACUACCAGCAGAUAAAUUAUUCUCCUGUGACGUAUGCGGCAUGCAGUUUCGUUAUCUCAAGUCUUUCAAAAAACACCGCUUAAAUCACGCUUUAGAAAAGUUACACGGAAAAAGCGCCGAGAUCGCUAAAGAAGCCAAAGCCAAUACCGAUGAAGAGGUUGAGGAUGAAAAGGGGAUACACGAGAAUAGUAACGAUCAAGUGUCCAGUUCGAAUGAGACCAUCAACGUAGAAGAAGAAAAUAAUCCGAUCGUUGUUAAAAAAGAAGUUACUGAUGACGUCACAGGAGAAGGCACAUCCUCCGACGCAGAAAAAACCGAAGCAGAACAAGACGACACCAUAGACUCCAUAGCAUUCUCGUACCAAGGCACCUCAGGCUGUCCCACCGAUCUCCUUCGAAAUUCCGAAUCGUCCAUCAUCAACUUCCUAAGGGCCGAUUCGGCAGAACGACAACGCGAACGCAGAUUCGCCUGUCCGUUUUGCGGCAAAUGCGUCAGAAGUAAAGAGAACCUGAAACUCCACGUCAGGAAACAUACCGGAGAGAGGCCUUUCGUUUGUCUGUUCUGCGGCAGAGCCUUCGGAGGCAAAAGCGACCUUACCCGCCAUCUUAGAAUCCAUACAGGGGAGAGGCCCUACCACUGUGAUAUGUGUGGCAAAUGCUUCGCCAGAGCUGAUUACUUAUCGAAGCAUUUGACCACUCACAUUAAUACGCCCCGUUGAAGUGAUUUAUGCCGAUUUUGGGGAGCUCCAAAUUUGUUGGUAUUAUUAUUUAGAUCGAUGAUUAGAAAACGAUCGAUCUGUCUGUAAGCUUCUGACGUUUGUUUUUAUAGGCUGCAGUUGCAAGAAUGUUUUUAUAUGGUUCAGAGUGGUUUUACGGUUUUUUGUUUUCACGUUUUCACGUUGAAAAGUAGACCUCUCUUUUCAGAAUCUUGAGGGAAUUUAUGAAGUUUUCGAAUGCCACUUAUCGUAAUAUUUUAUUUAGAUAGAAACAUCACCAUAUUCUUUACGUGUCGUGUACAGGGUGUUUCAUAAGGAAUGGUAAAUAUUUUACCCAUAGGUUGAGUAUCUCAAUUUUAAUAUUUUGUUAAAUAACACUGGGUCAAAUGUUGUCGAAUACUGAGAUACAUGGUUAAAGAUAAAAUUUAUUUUUCGUUUUUGGGCAAUAUUUUUCGUGAUUAUUUAACUUAUUGACCUAAAAGUUUAAAAUUUGGUAGGGUUAAAUUUUUGCGAAAGUAAAUCAUAAGCGUUUUAACAAUUUUGAGAUUAAAAAAAUAGGAUGCCAUGUAUACUAGUUGAAGAAAACUGUCCAUUUUUUUGUUUUUUAUAAUUUCUAAUUUAAAUUUAAACAAAAAAUGUAUAUUUGUUUUAUUAGCAUAAAUUCAAUUUCGAGAAAUUUUCAUUUAAAAUUUUCUCUAUUUAAUUUAGUGGACAAUAUUUCAACAAAGUAGGCAAUCAGCAAAAAAUAAUUACGCUGAUUUAUAAAUUAUUUUCGUUAUGCAGCAG